AUGGCUUCCGUUUACAAGACAGUCUCGAAGAAGCAAGCGCGCGAGCUCGCGAAGCAGCAGGAUCAGGAUGAGGAAGAUGUUAUGAUGGAGGAGCUUCUAGCCGACGCCGACGAUACAAGCGAUAGUGAUGAGGACGAAGAUGAAGAUGCCGUGGAAACCGCGAAGAAACAGCUCGCUGCUGGACUCAUGCCCAAGACUCGUGUUCUUAUGCUUACGUCGCGAGGCAUCACAUCUCGACACCGACACCUCCUCGCCGAUCUUACCUCAUUGCUCCCUCACACUCACAAGGAAAGCAAGUUGGACUCAAAGAAAAAGGCCGCCGGUUACAACUUGCUCCUGAACUCUCUCGCCGACCUCCACUCGUGCAACGUGAUUUUCUUCCUCGAGGCCAAGAAGAACGGUCAGGAUUUGUACCUGUGGCUUUCGCGGCCACCGAACGGCCCUACCGUCAAGUUCCACGUGAGCAACCUUCACACAAUGGCCGAGCUGAACACUGGUUUUGCCGGCAACUGCCUGAAGGGCGGUCGGGGUAUUGUGGUCUUCGACAAGUCGUUUGAUGAACAAGGCCCAGUCAUGGCCAAGCCAGGAAACGAGUACCGCGGAUUGAUCAGGGAGAUGCUUCGAAAUGUUUUCUGCGUACCUAAGCGUGGCGUUAAGGGAAUGAAGCCUUUCAUUGAUCGUGUUAUUGGAAUUUAUGGCGUCGACGGCAAGAUUUGGAUUCGGGUCUACGAAAUCCGGGAGUCGGAGAACGGAGGAAAGAAGAAGGGCGACGGGGAAGAGGAAGAGGCCAAGCCUGCGCACAAGAGCAAGGACGGACCGGAGCUGUCCCUCGUCGAAAUUGGCCCCCGAUUUGUCCUGACACCCAUCGUCAUUCUGGAAGGAAGCUUCGGCGGUCCUGUCAUCUACGAGAACAAGGAGUAUGUGAGCCCGAACCAGGUCCGUCGCGAUAUCCGGGUCAACAAGGCUGCGCGGUAUGCCAAGCGGAGAGACGUACAGACAGAGCGUAUCUCGAAACGGUCGAAUUUGGAGAUGGGCUUGGGUGAGCGGAAACCCGGUGCACUCGAUACCCGGACGCUUUUCGGGUGA
Aspergillus calidoustus is the source of this 1086-nucleotide messenger RNA. The record is from the annotation of a GenBank genome assembly. NCBI's taxonomy places the organism in Eukaryota, Fungi, Ascomycota, Eurotiomycetes, Eurotiales, Aspergillaceae.